GGUGAUUGGAGCAGGCAUGGCUGGGCUCACCGCUGCCAAGAUUCUGCAGGAUGCUGGCCACCAGGUGACUGUCCUGGAAGCUUCGGGACGUGUAGGAGGCAGAAUCGAGACCCACAGAGUUCCUGGAGCUCAGUGGUACAUAGAGCUGGGUGCCAUGAGGAUCCCUGCGAACCACAGACUCUCCAGGGAGUUUGUCAGCAAGUUUGGUUUGACCCUCAAGGAGUUCUGCCCCUGUAACAAUCAGACCUGGGUACUGGUUAACAGAGUACGUGCGCGUACAGGGGCUGUGCAAAAUGAUCCUGGCCUUCUAGGCUACCAGGUGCGGGAAGAUGAGGUGGGGAAGACUGCGGAGCAGCUCUUUGAUGAAUCACUGAGGAAGGUUGUGGAAGAACUGAAGACCAGUAGCUGCAGCCGGGUGCUAGAGAAGUACGACUCCUUCUCCACCAAGGAGUUCUUGAUCCAGGUGGGGAACCUGAGCCGCGGGGCGGUGCAGAUGAUCGGCGUUCUGCUCAACGCAGACUCUGGCUACUAUGAGGCCUUCACAGAAACCCUGCGUGACAUCAUCAUCUUCAAGGAGUCUCGGUUUGAUGAAAUCAUCGGGGGCUUUGACCAGCUGCCCCAGGCCCUGCAUCAGUCCCUAGUGCCCGGGACGGUGCGGCUUCACUCACCGGCAGAGACAGUGGAGAUGUUCCCAGACCACGUCCAAGUCACCUACAGGACACGAGACCCUCUGCAGCCCACGGUGCAGCUGACUGCGGAUUAUCUGGUUGUGGCCACCACGGCCAAGGCUGCCCGGCUCCUCCGGUUCCGGCCUCCCCUGUCCCUCAGCAAGGAGGAUGCGCUGCGCUCCGUCCACUACAGCAGCGCCACCAAAGUGGGCCUGGCCUGCACACAGCGCUUCUGGGAGAGAGAGGGCAUCUUCCGAGGCAAGUCCACCACCGACCGGCCUUCCCGCUUCAUCUACUACCACAACCAGAACUUCUCCAUCCAAGGAGGGGUCCUCCUAGCCUCCUACACCCUCGACGAUGACUCCCUGUUCUUCGCUGCCAUGGACCAUAGCCAGGUGGUAGAUGUGGUCUUUGAUGACCUGGCCGCCAUCCACUGCCCCUCCAUCCACAGCUGCUCCAGCAAGGAGCUCCGGGCCCUGUGUCCCUACUCCGUGGUGAAGAAAUGGAGCCGGGACCCCUAUGCCCUGGGGGGCUUUGCCACCUUUACCCCCUACCAGUAUGGGGACCAUGCCCAGGAGCUGAGCCGUCCUGAAGGGCGGGUCUACUUUGCUGGUGAGCACACAGCCCUGCCCCAUGGCUGGAUUGACACCGCCAUCAAAUCAGGGCUCAAGGCAGCAAAGAGCAUCCAAGAGGCCGUGGACUUGGCUUCGACAGGAGACCUUGGGGUCAGGAAAGAGCCCUACCCUAAAUCCGAGCUGUAGCCAGCCUAUGGUACC
Dipodomys ordii (Ord's kangaroo rat) is the source of this 1444-nucleotide messenger RNA. RefSeq names its product L-amino-acid oxidase-like. The record is from RefSeq and is a predicted model, not a curated record. Bases 17 to 1429 code for a protein of 470 amino acids. Gene Ontology annotation, biological process: amino acid catabolic process. Lineage: Eukaryota; Metazoa; Chordata; Mammalia; Rodentia; Heteromyidae. The transcript has 6 exons. Gene Ontology annotation, molecular function: polyamine oxidase activity; L-amino-acid oxidase activity.